CCCACUUUGUUUAUGAAGGAGUGAAUAAUUUCCGCAGCGGAUGAGCGGUGAACUGCAAAAAUGGAAAAAAACAAAAACAAAACAACCACUAAAAAUCAGUUCGAGCGGAUUGUGCUGCUUCUGGAGCAAGAGCCGGACAUAGCAAAGGGUUUCUCCCGAGGAAAUUCCGGACCCUUCUGGGAUGAUCUGGCGGCAGAAGUCAAUAGUUUGGGACCGCCUAUUCGCGAUGGAAGUGGAUGGAAAAAGGUUUGGGCGGACUAAGUCCGGAUUAAAGCGAAAACUCGCUCACAACAAACGGGAGCAGAGGGCGACAGGUGGAGGACCCAAUAAAAUUAUCAAUUUGUCCGAGCUGGAGGAGCAGGCAGUUCUACUAACUGGGUUACUUGCGACCGUGGAAGGAAUCCCGGGUACCUCAUCUCAUGGAACACAGUUGGAUUCGCCUUCGGGUGAACCUCAAGCUGCAGACCAGGAAAAUUUUAUAUAUUAUGGUACUUCCGACGAGUGUGACGGUAUCAAUAAUACCAUUCACUUCCAGCCCUCUCAGCCGAAAAAAUCCAGACCUUCUACCACGAGGCUAUUAGAGCUGCAAGUCGAGCAACAAAACAAAUUUCACACCAAUGUGAAAUCCCUGUUAAAAAACACAAACAAGAAUUUGAGUGAUCUGGUUCAUUAUCAGCGCCAAUCAGCUCGAGCGAUUCUUUCCGUGGAUGCCACACUCAAAGAACAUCUGAGUGAACAAAAACGACAUAACCACGAGAUGAGAAGAUCGCGCUGGAGAAAUCAAUAGUCAAGCGACAAAUCCUUGAAACGCAGAUUGCGUAUAUUUCAGAACAUUAGAAUAAUGUUUCAAAAUAUCAGUGAUCUGAUUUUUUAUCUUUAUAUUGUAACUCAAGUAUAAAAAAAUGAAAAAAGUUCUAAUCGUAUUUUUAUAUCUUUCCAUGGAAGAAAAAUCUUACUUAAUUUUUUCUUUGAAGUUUGUUUGGAAUAGCAUCAAAAUUAUAUAAACUUUUUUAAAAUUCACGAAUUUCGCCUAUAGUUUAUGGAACUUCCUUAACCCCUUCACGUACAACAUUGAACUUCACUCGUUGUUUCUCGAUGUGAAAUAAUUACAUAGCUUCAGGCAUAUGAUGAGGAUACCGACAACUGAAGAUUAUCAAAUUUCCGUUAUUUAAAAAAAAAAUUGAAUGAGCUAAAAAUAUAAAAUAUAAUUUGAAUAUUAUAAUUAAAAUAAAAACGAACGAGUUAGUACGUAGUAAUAACUCCUUCGUUUUUAUUUUAAACACAACAUGUAUUUGCUCAUCAUAGGGCACCCAUGUUAGAUACCCACACUCAGCAGAGUAGCGGAACGACUCGAAGUGCUCGUUUUGGGCCGUGCUGUUGGAAAUUAAAUCGUACAGCAAGGGGUUAAAACAACGCAAAAAGUAUUAAUAAUGGUUAUUUGAAUACUUGGCCUGCUUACGAGAAAUCGAUAAUGACAUGUUCUCAAAGUGUUGGCAGGAAUAAGAGUAAAUAAUUCUGCCGAAACCAUAGUUAAGUAAGGAAGACACUUCCUUUUCCGGUGGUUGUUAUUUAUUUGAGCAUUUGCAAACAAGUUAGAUGAAAUUUAACAGUCAUAAAUAUUAAUUUAAACAAAAGUUUAUUAUGUAAACAGCUACAUAACAUAUUAUAACUACUGAGAACGACCAAA
This is a messenger RNA of Toxorhynchites rutilus septentrionalis, 1687 nucleotides long. RefSeq lists its product as uncharacterized. Bases 182 to 787 code for a protein of 201 amino acids. The transcript has 3 exons. The record is from RefSeq and is a predicted model, not a curated record. Lineage: Eukaryota; Metazoa; Arthropoda; Insecta; Diptera; Culicidae.